GGGAAAAGGCACAGAGCCGGGGUUGGAGGAUGCGAAAGGUGCAGCGAACAGCGGCGGCGGCGGCGGCGACAGCAAUGGAAACACCAGCCGGGAGAACAGCGCGCCGGUGAGCUCUAGACACGACGGUCCCCGCACGGAGCCCAUUAGGCUCGAGAUGAAAGAAGACCGGGGCGGCAUAGGGCUCGACAGCGAGCGCAAGCGCAAGAUCAACGAGGCGUACGCCGCGCAGGACAAGCGUGCCCGGACGCUCGACCCGGACGAGUUCCGCGACCGUGUACGCAGGGAGAGGGAGCUCGCGCGGGCGGAGCGGCAAUGUCAUGCUGCUAUGAAGGUGUGUGAGAAGCUGUACGAGGACCGGCUGCGGGGUGGGGACUCUGAUGAGGGAGGCGAGCGAAAGGAAUUAGGGGCAGCCGACGAUCACAGGGACGAGGACGCCAGAAACGCCAAGAGAGAUAAACGGGCGCGCGCUGCGCUGUCAUCGCGACCCCUGAAGAGUAUCCCGAUCGAGUGGAGGGGCCUUGUGCGAGCGCGUGAGGAGGCAGAAAGGGACCGACGAAUGCGCUACGAUCUGGAGCAGACAUCACGAACGCGCCUGCCAACAUAUGAAGACGACACGGAGGAUGCUGAUGAUCGAACAGCGCUGGGCAAGACGGCGGCUGCAGCGUAUGUCCCCGUCGAGGAUCUUGAGGACGACGACGAGGAAUUGGAGGAGUUCACGGGCCUCGAGGCGGACGAAAAGCUGCGGCGAAUCAUUCUAUACCUACGGAAGGAGCACAACUACUGCUUCUGGUGCAAGUACCAGUACGACGACGAUACUCUGGACGGUUGUCCUGGGCUGACAGAGGAGGAGCAUGAUUAAAGCCAAAAAUGUAAACCAUGAAUCAAGGAUCAUAAGGCACUUCAG
Molecule: messenger RNA, 904 nt
Organism: Microdochium trichocladiopsis
Lineage: Eukaryota; Fungi; Ascomycota; Sordariomycetes; Xylariales; Microdochiaceae
Exons: 1
Coding region: 155-859 (234 amino acids)
Cellular component (GO): kinetochore
Source: RefSeq, a predicted model, not a curated record